Gymnogyps californianus (California condor) is the source of this 2061-nucleotide messenger RNA. It is a transcript of the gene GAR1, whose product is annotated as GAR1 ribonucleoprotein. NCBI's taxonomy places the organism in Eukaryota, Metazoa, Chordata, Aves, Accipitriformes, Cathartidae. The record is from RefSeq and is a predicted model, not a curated record. Bases 139 to 771 code for a protein of 210 amino acids. Gene Ontology annotation, biological process: snoRNA guided rRNA pseudouridine synthesis; ribosome biogenesis. Gene Ontology annotation, molecular function: box H/ACA snoRNA binding. Gene Ontology annotation, cellular component: box H/ACA snoRNP complex. The transcript has 7 exons.
GCCGCUCCUUCGCAGGGCUGGGGCUGGAGAGUUGCACAGUCUUCUCCUGGGGCUGGAGAGUGUCACGUCCAACCCUCAUACAUAGGAGUGAAAAACAUGCCGUCACUGCUAGUCGCUUUUUACAGGAGGCAGUAGAGAAUGUCUUUUCGUGGAAGAGGAGGUGGCUUCAGUCGUGGAGGAGGUGGCGGUGACAGAGGUGGCUUUAAUCGUGGUGGGCGAGGUGGCUUUGGACGGGGAGGUGGACGAGGAGGCUUCAACAGAGGCGGAUAUGACCAGGGGCCUCCAGAAAGGGUAGUUUUAUUGGGAGAGUUCAUGCAUCCAUGUGAAGAUGACAUUGUUUGUAAAUGUAAAACAGAAGAAAACAAGGUGCCUUAUUUCAAUGCCCCAGUGUAUUUGGAUAAUAAGGAACAGAUUGGCAAAGUGGAUGAAAUCUUCGGACAGCUGAGAGAUUUUUAUUUUUCAGUGAAACUGUCUGAGAACAUGAAAGCCUCUUCAUUUAAAAAAUUGCAAAAGUUUUACAUUGAUCCAGCAAAGCUGCUACCCCUUCAGAGAUUUUUGCCAAGGCCACCUGGAGAAAAAGGUGCUCCCAGAGGAGGUGGUAGAGGAGGACGUGGUGGUGGACGUGGAGGAGGACGAGGCGGUAGAGGAGGAUUCAGAGGAGGAAGAGGUGGAGGAGGAGGAGGAGGAUUCAGAGGAGGAAGAGGUGGAGGAGGAGGAGGAUUCAGAGGAGGAAGAGGUGGUGGAGGAGGCUUUCGGGGAAGAGGAUAUUAAAAAUGGAGCCACGAGUAUCUCCCCACUGUCUUACCAUAUCACCUGCAGAAGUGAAGAACAAGGAAAAAUUUUUGUAAAGGACCCUGAAAAAGUUCUUUUUAUAAAGAACUUGAAGCUGUAAAAUGACAAUUAUUUUUACACUUAAUGACUGUUGAUCAACACAUGAGGAGAGCAUAGCCCCAAGCGAAGAACUGAAGACUGCUCAGAAUAUACUUGAACUGUUUUAACUAAGGCAGGAUUCAAUGUUAUUCUUAAACUGUUUGUUUCUGACAAGUGACGUAGUCAAUGCUUGACUUCAUGUUGGAGUUUGGAGUAAACAAUCAAUUGAACUGUUUUUUCAAAAAACCCUACGGUUCGCUACAUGCACAUUCGUCAGUAUGAACCUGUUACCUAUGUGUGACUGAUCCCUAGUUUUCGUCCUUUUUUUAUAUUGAAUCUUGUGGGUUGCUCUAAAGUGGAUUGCUCUAAAGUGGACAUGCUGUUUAAACAACCUUUGUGAACCUUUUUAUACAAACUAAACUUCAAAAUUUUGUGUUGAUAGAAUUUUUUUAUACAUAAUAAUGUAUAAAAGGAAAGGAAGAUAGCAAAGGGUAUUUUGUGGAUUUUUCUGUAUCAAUCUCAGUGAAAGCCAAAGGCAUUAAGACAUGUUCUUCUUAGAAGCUGCUAUCUAAUGAAUAAGACAAGGUUAAUACUAUUCUUAAGUCACCUAAUUGUAUCUAAUUACACUGAUACUAAAAUUGCUAAGUGUUUUUAACUGCCCCCACCUCCCCCUUAGCCUGUUUCUCUUGAGGUUUUGAUGUCCUGGCACCACGCCUCUGGUGCUCUGAGCUUGCGUUGGGCUAAGAUUAGAUAGCCCAUCACAGGGCUCCUCUGCACACAGUGCUUUCAGUUAAGUAUUGCUUAAAAAAGGCAUGAAAAAAUCUGCACGAGUCUUUGGUCUCUUUAAUUGGAUGCAUUAUGAGGAUUGUUGAAAAGCUAGUAAAUGUCUCUUCUUAAGGACAGAGGAGAACAGGGUGCCUCUCUACUCUUUAACUUUGGGAAUAGAAUAGAAAAGUAGAAUCUCCCUGGAUUUCAUCUGGAGACAGGAGUCUGUUCACAGACUCUCAUACCAAGCCCUUUUGAAGAGGGAUCUGUAGAGUAAUCUACAUGAAAGUAUUUUGAACAUCCUGUUCAAUGUGGAAAGAAGUACAUAUCAGAAUUGGUUGUACUGUUAUACUUUCUAAUUAAUGAAUGCAGUAACAGGCAAAUGAGUUAUAUUAGCCUUCUGAUUAAUAAAAAGAAACAGGUAAU